Cyclocybe aegerita is the source of this 357-nucleotide messenger RNA. NCBI's taxonomy places the organism in Eukaryota, Fungi, Basidiomycota, Agaricomycetes, Agaricales, Hemipholiotaceae. The record is from the annotation of a GenBank genome assembly.
AUGACACCACUGGAAAAUCACCUCGUUAUGAGCACACAAGCUAAGGAUGAGCAUGACGGGCAUAUGGGCGCAGGGGGCCAACACAGGGGCCAUGUGAAUGAGCUGCGAAUUCCCCGAGGUGUGCCCAUGCACACACUCUCUCCUGAUAGCCAGCUGACCCACCUUCCGCACCCAUCCAGCACCGUCGGCAUCGUCUGGGGCUACCCAGACGAUGCCGAUAUAUGUCUUCCUCGAUAUCCCAUGGACAUCAUCGCGAUCAGUGCCGUUUCGUCUAUGACCAGCCGCCUUCCUCAAUGCCACCUUCCUCAAUGCCACCGCCCGCCUGUCCACCUGUGUCCACCCCCUCUUGCAUUGUAG